UAACAUAACAAAUGGAUAUGAAAGUGUUACAAUUAGUCCAAACGAGAGUUAUAUUCAAUAUUGGGCAUUUCUAUUUUUGUCCUUGCCUUAAUUAAAUAAAUGUUUUGUUGAAAAAAAAAGAAAAAAAGAAAAAAACCGAAAGUGAGGGGAGCAACAUUUGAUCAGUUUGAUCACUUGCAUUCUUGUCAAACACUCGAAACAUUCUUGAUCAAUUUCCAGUUUUUCCUUCACACUGAUCACAGUUUACAGUGAUCAUCAAUUUUCAAAUCAACCCAUCUUCAAGAUCACCAUUUUCAUCUUCACCUUGAAGCUCCAACAAUGGCGGAAUUCCUAGACCUAGAAUCCAAAGAUGGAGUUCGAAUGCCAUGGAACGUAAUCCCAGGCACAAAACAAGAAUCAAGCAAUUCUGUUAUCCCUGUUUCUCUUCUCUAUACUCCAUUAAAACCCUUCCCUAAUCUUCCAAUUCUUCCUUACUCUCCUCUUCGAUGUCGUUCUUGUCGAUCAAUUCUCAACCCUUUUGCUGUCAUCGAUUAUGCUGCCAAAAUCUGGAUCUGCCCUUUUUGUUUCAAUCGAAAUCACUUCCCCCAACAUUACGCUUCGAUUUCUGAUGCUAAUCUUCCUGCUGAAUUAUACCCAGAAUACACUACAAUUGAAUAUGAACCACUCCCUGAAUUGCACGCCCAAAAUCAUACCCCUUUAGUUUAUUUAUUUGUUGUUGAUAAUUGUUUGAUUGAGGAAGAAAUUGGGUAUUUGAAAUUGGCUUUGUCUCAGGCGUUGGAUUUGAUGCCGGAUGAUGCUCUAAUUGGGUUUAUUACAUUUGGGAGUUUUGUUCAAGUUCAUGAAUUAGGGUUUUCUGGUGGGGGUAGUGGGAUUCCUAAGUGUUAUGUGUUUAAAGGGUCUAAGGAGGUUAGUAAAGAUAAGGUGAUGGAGCAGUUGAAUUUUUUUGAUCGGAAGCCGAAACCGGCUGCUGGGGUUGUUGCUGGUGUUAGAGAUGGUUUGACUUCUGAAAGCAUUGCGAGGUUCUUGUUGCCUGCUUCCGAGUGCGAGUUUACGUUGAAUUCGCUGUUAGAAGAGCUUCAAAAGGAUCCUUGGGGAGUGCCUUCAGAUCAGAGGGCAAGUAGAUGUACUGGCACAGCGCUCAGUAUUGCUGCCCAUGUGUUGGGUGCUUGCGUUCCUGGAUCAGGAGCUAGGAUUAUGGCUUUUGUUGGUGGCCCAUCAACAGAAGGGCCGGGCGCUAUUGUUUCAAAGAACUUAUCUGAGCCAAUUCGUUCUCACAAGGAUCUGGAUAAGGAUUCUGCUCCAUAUUAUCAUAAAGCUGUUAAAUUCUAUGAAGGACUUUCUAAGCAGCUUGUACACCAAGGGCACAUUGUUGACCUUUUUGCGUGUGCUCUAGAUCAGGUUGGGCUUGCUGAAAUGAAAGUUGCUGUUGAAAGUACUGGCGGUCUUGUGGUCCUUGCUGAAAGUUUUGGCCAUUCAGUUUUUAAGGACUCUCUGAAGCGUGUUUUCCAGGCUGGGGAACAUGAUCUUGGACCAGCGUCAAAUGGUAUAUUUGAGGUUAGCUGCUCAAAAGAUAUGAAGAUUCAGGGAAUUCUUGGUCCCUGUGCAUCACUUGAAAAGAAAGGUCUACUUUGUUCGGAAACCGUUAUUGGUCAGGGAAACACAAGUGCAUGGAAGUUGUGUGGACUUGACAAAGCUACAACUUUAUGCAUCUAUUUUGACAUUGCAAAGAAGGAGAGCCCUGAUGCUAUUGGUGAAGCCACUAGCAACCUGUUUUACCUACAGUUUUUGACUUAUUAUCAACAUAUUAGUGGUCGUAUGAGACUUCGUAUUUCUACUAUUUCUAGGCGAUGGGUUUCUGGUCCAGGAAGCACACAGGAGUUGAUUGCGGGAUUUGAUCAAGAAGCGGCUGCUGUUACUCUGGCACGCUUAGUUUCAUUCAAGAUGGAGAAUGAGGCAGAGUUUGACCCAAUACGAUGGCUUGAUAGAUCACUGAUACGUCUAUGCUCAAAAUAUGGAGAUUACCAAAAGGAAAAUCCCAACUCUUUUAGCCUAUCACCACGGUUUUCAAUAUUUCCUCAAUUUAUUUUUCAUCUAAGGAGAUCUCAGUUUGUUCAGGUGUUCAACAACAGCCCUGAUGAGACUGCAUACUUCAGAAUGAUUUUAAAUCGGGAAAAUGUAGCCAACUCGGUAGUGAUGAUUCAGCCUUCACUGAUUUCCUAUUCCUUACAAUCACCUCCUGAACCUGCUCUUCUCGACGUCGCUUCUGUAGCUCCAGAUAGGAUAUUGCUACUAGACUCAUAUUUCACUAUUGUCAUAUUUCAUGGUCAAACGAUUGCUCAGUGGCGUAAGGCUGGAUACCAAGAUCAGCCUGAUUACAAGGAAUUUGCCCACUUGUUGCAAGUUCCUAAAGACGAUGCCAAUGCUUUGAUCAAAGAGAGGUUUCCAGUUCCACGCUUAGUUAUCUGUGAUCAGUAUGGCUCUCAGGCCCGCUUUCUUCUGGCAAAGUUAAAUCCUUCAGCUACAUACAACUCUGGUGCCUCUAUGGCUCCUGGUGGAGAUCUCAUUUUCACGGACGACGUCAGUUUUGAGGUGUUCUUGGAUCAUCUCCAAAGGCUAGCAGUUCAAUAGAAUAGAAUAGGUCCCACAAUUUUGUAAAAUUUUAUUUGAGCUUGCUGUACAGUAAUGUCUACUUUGAUGUUUUGGCAGUGCGAGUCUAUUAUCAUUUUAUGCUCUGCAUAUUUUUUAUUGGUAUUAAUAAUGUUCCACUUUAAGCUGAUCGGAUAAUACCAUUAUAAGCAACUUCUCAGUGAAAUCUUCUAAUGAAAGCCAAUUGAGAAUUUGCUGCUGCAGUA
Molecule: messenger RNA, 2852 nt
Organism: Chenopodium quinoa (quinoa)
Lineage: Eukaryota; Viridiplantae; Streptophyta; Magnoliopsida; Caryophyllales; Amaranthaceae
Product: protein transport protein SEC23-like
Exons: 12
Coding region: 319-2628 (769 amino acids)
Biological process (GO): COPII-coated vesicle budding; intracellular protein transport; COPII-coated vesicle cargo loading
Cellular component (GO): COPII vesicle coat; endoplasmic reticulum exit site
Molecular function (GO): zinc ion binding; GTPase activator activity
Source: RefSeq, a predicted model, not a curated record